Messenger RNA from Engraulis encrasicolus (European anchovy), 2666 nucleotides. Its product is annotated as zinc finger CCCH domain-containing protein 6-like. Bases 320 to 2560 code for a protein of 746 amino acids. NCBI's taxonomy places the organism in Eukaryota, Metazoa, Chordata, Actinopteri, Clupeiformes, Engraulidae. Gene Ontology annotation, molecular function: metal ion binding; RNA binding. Gene Ontology annotation, biological process: negative regulation of DNA-templated transcription. The transcript has 11 exons. The record is from RefSeq and is a predicted model, not a curated record. Gene Ontology annotation, cellular component: nucleus.
GGUGGCAGUAAAGCGCGCAACGCUUGCAGUGCAUCACAUCACACGAAGUUGCGAGUGUCAUGGCGGCGCUCUGGCGGGCAUGCGACCGAGACUGACAACAACAAAUGACUACAACUCUGAAAUUACGUCUAAAAUCAUCAUGAACAUUGUGACAAGAAGGACACAAUCUUAGCUGUUAUUUUUUGGAAAUGUUUGACAAUUUUGUGUAUCCGCUAUGUAGAACUGUGGCUGGGGGAAAUUAUUCGUCGUCGUGACCUGUGAAUCGUCGUAGGUAGCCUAGGCUACUGUACAAGUGCGAUCUGGCUGACAUCGAGAAGAAAUGGCAUUAGCAAACUUGUUUUCUAGCCCACCGGGUGAAGUGGAUUUUGAUGAAAUUGUGACGAAAACAAGGUCAGAACAGCCCCAUCACAACCGAAAGCCGACUGUCUCGACCCCCAAGAACGAAAAUGUCAACAAGAAAAGGAACAGAAAGAAAAGGAAACGAGGCCAGCCAACCGACAGUACAUGGACAAGGUGUGAAUUUCAAAACAAGAAAAAGUUCCAUGCUGUUUCACUUGAAUAUGAAGAUCAAACGGUUGAUAAUCAAAAGCCGAGCCAGCAUGACAAACGCAUCAAUGCCACUGCUCUGUCAACUCCGUCUGACAGACUUGGUGUGAAUGCUGAUGGUGGUUGGAAGAAUGAAUCAAAUGGUAAUGGUGAUGGAGGUAACAGAAGACAACAUUACAACAACAACAACAAGCACAGAAGAAAUCCCAAUGGCCCUAAUAUACAAGAAGGUCAGUCGAGGCACGGGGGUAAAAACGUCACGUUUCAGGAGAAGAAACACGUAAACGCAACCAACAAACACCAAAGAAAUGCAUUCCAUCAAGGACCAGGAGCUGGUGGAAAGAAAGGAAGACAACAGCCGCGAAUGCAGAGAAGCCGUCCCAAAUGGGAGGAGAGGAAACCCUUCAUGACCCCAGAGUUCAAAGAGCAAAACUCCAUAGACGUGAACGGACGGCUCAUCUGCAAGCACUUUUUAGCAGACCGAUGCCUGAAGGGCGAAGGGUGCCAGUUUGAACACUCCCGUGACCUUGGCGGUUUCAAGUUCCAUGAAGUGUGCAAAUUCUACAUUCAGGGCUUUUGCAUGCGUGGAGACAGUUGCCUCUACAUGCACAAUAUCCUUUCUGUGUCUGACCCCGACAAUCUCGGUGUUCUUCAAAAACUUAGUCUCCUUGACGUUUGCUCUCCAAGCGCUUUUCCCUGCAAGUUCUUCCACAGAGGGCGGGGGUGCCAGAAUCAGGACUCCUGCAGGUUCUCCCAUGCUCCCCUGACUGAGCUCACAGAGCGGAUCCUAGACAAGUUUCUUGAGGAGCUAAAGGCAAAACAUCAACCGUUGGAGCCAGAACCGGAGCCUGAGCCGGAGCCUGCAGCGGACCCCUUGGCCAACACAAAAACCUGUGAAGGCUUCCUGGCCAACACAAAAACGUUGAAUUUUUACAGUGCUGCCGAAAACUCUGAACCCGAGCCCGUGCGCCCCUUCAGUUUUGGAGCAAACAGCGCAGAGUUUCAACCCGAGCGUCCCGUCUCUGUCCUCAUCCCCGUCCCCAUCGCCAUCACCAUCUCCCAACAGCCAACACAAUCAGCGGACCACACAGACUCACCAGUGCAGAGUGGAGCUGCAUCGGCAUCCGAGUCCCAAACACCCCUCGUGGAGCAAGGACCAGCUGAACAGCCAGAACGGCCAACUGCCAGCAACUCCACUGCUCGUCCAUCAUCCUCCUCUUCCACCCCGUCCGCCUCCUCCUCCUUCUCCUCAUCAGCAUCUAAAGAUGCACAAAACCUCCUCAGAGCAACUGCCAUUGAGAGGCCUCAAUCGCCAAGAACUCCAGAUCCUCCAUCAACUCCAUCAGUCCUGAGAAAUCUUUUCUCCCACCUGAGCCCGUGUCGAUCGGAUUAUGAUAAUGAUGAUGAUGAUGACGACGGCAACAUUGAUGGUGAAGAAGAUGAGAUGACGGUUAAGAUGAAGACGGAGCUGGAGGGAGAUGCAACCAGCAACUCAACUGACCCAGUUCCCCUGCUUGAUGCGACAAAAUUCUGCACGGAGGUUCCCAGAGAACACAGCGGGGCGGGGAGCCACAGCAAAGCCUCAACACCAGCAGCCCCAGAUCACCAGCUUGGCCUAAUGACAAAUCCGUUGCCAAAGGGCAGAAACUUGGUCCAGGAGCCCCAAAGACAUCAACACCUUGUGGUCCCCCCACCCUCCAAGCCCCCAGUCCCCUGCUCUACCCCCAUUGCAAGCCAUCUCAGAAAGUACAGGCCCCUCGCUGUGGACCUCUCGCCUCUUCCUUCUCUCUCCUUAACAGCCUACCAGACCCCUCGACCUCAUGAUGCCACGCCGGGCCAUCUCACCUCUGUUGCGGACACUCAGGAGGCAGCGCCACAGCAGUGUGUGGCUCGGUCCCAGGGGGCCGGGAUCAAAAAUACAUUAACGGGGAAGUUACAGGGCCGGCACAGUCUGCCAGUACAGAGCCUGAGCUGGGCAAACUCCUCGAAAUGCAAAGACCAAAAAUGGCGCUGAGGAUCUGAAGCGUGGAUGUAGAACCUCACUCAACAACAUUCUGAUAUGUAGAACAAGCAGAAUCAUGAACUUACUGGCAGGUGAUGGAAUGCCAUGUAUCAUAUUA